Galleria mellonella (greater wax moth) is the source of this 3355-nucleotide messenger RNA. Its product is annotated as kinesin-like protein Klp68D. The coding region runs from base 276 to 2339 and encodes 687 amino acids. Gene Ontology annotation, molecular function: microtubule binding; microtubule motor activity; ATP binding. The record is from RefSeq and is a predicted model, not a curated record. The transcript is spliced from 11 exons. Lineage: Eukaryota; Metazoa; Arthropoda; Insecta; Lepidoptera; Pyralidae. Gene Ontology annotation, biological process: microtubule-based movement.
GAAACGUCCGCUGGUGGCGGUCGUUAUAAAUAUUCACUGUUUAAAAAUUACGAUUUUUAUUUAUUUUCUUGCGAAUAAAAACAUUCAAUCGUGUGCUAUAGUUUUUACAGUGGUUAUUUGUUAAUUUUAGUGGACUUUGUGUUUUGCAAGGCUUUGUUUCUUAUAUUGCGGGAUCGAUUCGAACAGGUGAUGCCGUCGUAUACACCCCGGAUGGAUCGAUAUCGGUGACUUUGUGUUUCGUAUGUUUACUUGGUUUCACCAAGGGUUAGUGGAAGAUGGAGAAAUCAGCACGGCCACGGACGGCUUUAAACGAGUGCGUAAAGGUAGUGGUUCGAUGCCGGCCGCUCUCAGAAAGGGAGAAAAAAGAGAGCUAUGAUGAGGUGUCGAAGAGUCGAGCUGAGCUGAAAUGGUACGAGCGGCUGUCCACAAAGUCAAUUGUGGACAGUAAAAAGUUUGACGGCCCUUUACAGGUGGUGAAGGUGUGGCCGGAGCGCGGCACGGUACAGGUGUACAACCCCAAGGGUGAAGACAAGCUGUUCACAUACGAUGCCGCCUACGACUGCUCCGCCGACACGCAGACGCUCUACGACGAGAUGGUACGACCUCUCGUCGCGUCCGUACUGGACGGGUUCAACGGCUGCGUGUUUGCAUACGGCCAGACAGGCACCGGUAAGACGCACACGAUGGAGGGCACCGCCGACGACGAGGGUGUGAUCCCGCGCGCCUUCCGCCACAUCUGGUCGCAUAUCGAGAACAACGCCUCCCCCGACGUCACGCACCUGGUCGCCUGCUCCUACGUCGAGCUCUACCUCGAGGACGUCAGGGAUUUACUCUCUAAGGACAACAAGAAGCUCACCAUUAGGGGACAGGAACUAAACGGGUUCUACAUCCCCGAGAUGACAUCAGUGGUGUGCAAGUCGGCUGCCGAGAUGGUGCGCGUGAUGAAGGCGGGCAACCGCAACCGUGCCGCCGGCCGCACCGACAUGAACGAGCACUCGUCGCGGAGCCACGCCGUCUUCCUCGUCACCGUCGAGACCGCGCACCGCAAGACCAACCGCAUACGCGUGGGCAAACUGAACUUGGUGGACCUGGCGGGCAGCGAACGGCAGCGCAAGACGGGCGCCUCCGCGGACCGGCUGCGGGAGGCGUCGCGCAUCAACCAGGCGCUCUCCUCGCUCGGGAACGUCAUCUCCGCCCUCGCGGAGAACAGUCCCCAUGUUCCGUACAGGGACUCGAAGCUGACUCGCAUCCUGCAGGACUCACUGGGCGGCAACAGCAAGACCAUCAUGAUCGCCAACAUCGGCCCCGCCUCCUACAACUACGACGAGACCAUCACCACGCUCAGAUACGCACAUCGAGCCAAAGCGAUAAAGAACAAGCCGGUGCGCAACGAGGACCCGAAGGACGCGAAGCUGCGCGAGUACCAGGCGGAGAUCGAGCGCCUGCGCGCGCUCAUCGAGCAGCGGCGCGCCGCCGACGGCCGCCGCCGCGCGCCGCGACCGCCGCGCGCCCAGCGCCCCGCGCCGCCGCCGCCGCCGCCGCCGCACGCGGAAGAAGAAACAGUAAGCAUCGAAAACGAACAUAUAAUUGCCGAGUCUACAAUAGAACAAGAGAAAUGCAAGACGGAGGAGUUGGAGCUUCAAAUCAAGUCGCUAGAAGAGCGGCUGGUACAGGGUGGCGGGGGCAAGGACCUCAUCAACAACCUGAAUGAGAGCCAGAUCAUUCUAGAACAGAGGAACAUGGAGAUAGCGGAGAGGAAGAAGCGGGAAGUGGAGAUGCAGCAGAAGAUAGAUCUCGAGGAGGAGACCACAGCGAUUGUGACGAAUACGUUCGCCACCUUACAGCAGGAGGUCGAUCACAAAACACAAAGGUUAAAAAAGUGCCUGUCGAAGUACGCGAGCCUGCGCGAGGAGAUGGUGGAGCAGCGCGAGGCGCACGACAGCGAGCGGCGCGAGCACGAGGCGCUGCAGGCGGCGCUGAUCGCCGAGCUGCGGCGCCGCCUGCUGCUGGCCGACAGCUUCGUGCCCGAGGCGGGCCGCGCCACCGUGCUGCGCCUGCGCUACGACGACGACAGCGACGCGUGGGAGGCGGCCGCGCCGCGCGCCGCGCCGCCGGCCGCCGCGCCGCCGCGCCUGCGGCCGCCGCGCCGCGCGCCGCUGCGCCUGCAGCCGCUGCCGCUGCCGCCCACCACGCGGCCCUACCGCCCGCGCGCCGCGCCGCAGGUGCCGGAAACGCCGGUGAAGAAGGAAGCCGACAUGGAGCCGGCGCCGCGCAAGGCGACCGCGCGGCCGCGCGCGCCCACCGCGCACCAGCGGCUCGGCACCGCCGGCGUGCGGUAGGCCGGCGCCGCGCCGCCGCCGCCGGCGUCGCGCCGCCGCCGCCGCUGCGUUGAUCUCACGCGUGCUAUUGUCCAGUACUCGCAGGACGAUGGCGCUCCUAGUAUAUUGUGUUAAGUUGUCGUGGCCGACCUCGCGGCGAGGUCGCGGCCCGAGUCCGUGUUCCCGGGGAGGCCGCGGCGCGCGUCGAGCCGCUAUAUUUUUUACGAGACCCGCUCGGCGCGUCGCCGCAGCUCGUACAUAGGUUAUUUUGAGCGUUUUGUUUUAUUUAUCGUUGUUGUUUUUUAUUUGUUUGUAUAUUUAUUUUAUUUUGUACUCCGUCGGAGCAUGUGAUACUAGGUAGAUUGUUAUAUUCCAUAUUUAAAAAUUCAUGUGAAUGUGAAAUUGUAAAAUAUUCUCAGUGGAUUUGUAAUAUUUAUGAGCCGCCAGGUGAUCGCGUACCCGUUAGCUUAUUGUCCGAGUGCGUUACCAAAGAUUCAGUCCAUUCCACGAGUGCGAUCCCCCGACCUGAUCUACUAUGAUCGAGUUGCUUUACUCGUAAAUUUUGUUUGUGAUUUUGUUGUACCUAUAUUAAUAUUUUAUUUCGAGACACGAUUUCUAGUCAACGGUUCUUGUAUACAAAUAUUGUAAAUAUUAUAUUGUAGGUAUUUAAAAAGUAUAUAGACGUAGUAUAGGUAGGUUGCUAACGUUCGCACAAUACUUUUUGAAUACUGGUAAAUAAAUCGAUCGUCUAACAUUGUGGUAGCGAUAAACCAAAUAUAAAUAUUAUUUUAUUAUGCAAAAUCAUGUGAAAUGAAAUGUCCUAUUUAAGUUAAAGUAUUUGCUUCGCAAAUUAUUUAUGUACGUGCGUGAUAUAUUAGAUAAUUAUGUUCUUAUAAAUUGUAGUGAAAAUAUAAUUUGAUCGGCUUUCGUUUGUAUAUUCGGAACGAUAGGAGGGAAUCAUGUGAUACGUCAGUGGAGACCGCUAGUCAGCCGUGCCGCAUACACGCUUAUACUCACAAAUAAAAUAUUGAAUUUUU